CAUAGGUGGUGCCCGAUGUGAAGGAUUUGGACAUGUGACCAAGGGUGAGUGCAUCAUCGAGGUGCAUCUUCGUGGUGCACUACUACUCGUAUUUCGCGGUUAAACACGUGGUCCGGGUUCUUCAAUGCGUAUUUCGAAUGUAGCUGAAUGGACACGGUGGCUCGGGCAAGGCACGACGCAUGGAUAGAUAAAAAUUUCUGACAAACAGGAAACGUGCGGCAUGGGUCUGCCGCGUCUCUCCCUAAAGGGAUAUUUUUUCUACGUGCUAUGCUCGUCUGGUCUGUUGUUGGUUAUAUUGAAUCUAGUGCAGGACGAGAUAUGGCACCGUAUGCGACCUCAUCCUGGACGAACGCCACCCGUUCGCGUUUCCGACAACACAAAGAUCAAAGAAAAUUGGCCUGCAAAAUUGAAGAAACCGACAAUGCAGAAUCGGGAAAAAGUGAAGGAAAAGCUUCCAUCCGAGGUAUUCAACUUAACUGGCACCACGACCUUAUCACGAAACAGUUUAGAAUCCUUGGAUCCAUCAAAGAGACCUUGGUACAUGAAAGGAGGGAGCAGAAGGCCUUAUCCUGCCAUAAAAUCUCAUCGUACUGGUCGAAGAUUGGCGCGUUUGUGGCCCGACGAAGACGCUUAUGACGAUCGUGUUACUAAUCAAUUAAUGUACGUGCCCAGUGAUUAUAACAAAACCAGUGGCGAUCGUCCAUUAAAGAAAAUAAUGGUUCCACAUGGUAUGCCCGAGGCAAAAGUUGGCCCCGAUAUAUUUCUUCAGCAUCGAUGUCCAGUCAAUACAUGUACAAUCAUCAGGGAUAACGCCGAAGAGGCCGACUUAAUUUUAUUUCAAGAUUAUAUAACGCAUGUGGGAAGAAGAUCUUCGAAUCAACAGGUGUGGAUGCUGUAUUUUUUAGAGUGCCCUUAUCACACGCAGAGCGUGAAGAACGCUAUCAUCAAUUGGACGGCAACUUAUCGUCGUGACAGCGACAUAGUCGCACCCUAUGAAAGGUGGCAAUAUUACGACCCUAGUAUUACACAAAUACCGCAGACUUUUAAUUAUGCAGCCAACAAAACUAAAAAGGUAGCCUGGUUCGUUUCCAAUUGCCAUCCUCGGAAUCAACGUAUGCAUUACGCUAGAGAAUUGUCGAAAUAUAUCCAAGUUGACAUUUAUGGGACCUGCGGUACUUUAAGAUGUCCACGUUCGCAGUCUCAAGCGUGCUUCGAUAUGCUCGAUGAAGACUACAAGUUUUAUCUCGCGUUCGAGAAUUCCAAUUGCAAAGACUACAUCACGGAAAAGUUCUUCGUCAAUGGUCUUGGACACAACGUUCUGCCAAUUGUAAUGGGUGCGCAUCCAACGGAUUACGCUCGAAGCGCACCAUACCGCUCUUACAUCCACGUGGACGAGUUCGAAUCGCCGAAAGAGCUCGCCGAGUAUCUUCAUCGUUUGGAUCGAGACGACGAAUUGUAUAAUUCGUACUUUCGGUGGAAAGGUACCGGCGAGUUUAUCAACACGUACUUUUGGUGUCGCGUGUGCGCCAUGUUGCAUGACGAUCGGCCGCCAAAAUUUUACAAGGACGUGAACGAUUGGUGGAGAGGCGAUGGGAUAUGCACGACUACUUCCUGGCGCGAACACGAUUCGGUUCGCGCGGGAAAUUUAAAAAAUACUUGAAAAAUUUUCUGCCUAGGUUUUUAUCAAUUUUCGCGAUUAAAACGAUGAACGGGAAGGCAAUGGGAUAUACGCGACUCGGUUUGCGCGGGAAAUUUGAAAAAUAUUUUCAAAAUUUUCUGCAUAAUUUAAUACACGUAUUAUUGAAUAAUAAUUGAAGGGACGCGGUGCGUCUGAAUUUAUAUUUACACUUUAGGAUAGAAUCGUUUGAACUUCCAAGAGAAAAAUGGAAAGUUUUUAUCGAUACGGAAUAGAACAAUUUGUUCUGUCGUUUUUUUUUCUCUCUCUCUCGUUGUUUACCUUGCAAUUCGAUUUGUCGCAUGGAAGAAAAAAAUUAAUCCACGGAUUCUUUUGGAAUCCAGAAACAAUACCGAGACGUUCGAGUCGACGAAUGUCUGGAUAGUCUAAUAAAAUUGAUGAAAAGACUGCCUAUUACGAAUUUGACGAAACCGAGAGCUAGGUGUAAUUCGAAUUUGUAUUUUUCGAUGAACAGCACACAGACUUUUACACUCAUCAAUCCGAUUUUUACGGUGAUUAAAUCAAAUAUUGAUCUUCUUUCUUCGAACGCGGCAGUAAACGAUUGUUGUCUUGACUCUGGUCAAUUAUUCGAGAUUAAUUCUUCGCUUUGCGAAACGAAGAUGAAAAUUUUUAUCCUUUGAAACAUUUUUCACAAUUCACACGUUGUUACAUUGAUAUUAAAAAUUUAGAUGCAUAAUUUAUAUUCAUUUUGAAAAUUAUUCUUCAAUUAUAUCGA
Messenger RNA from Apis laboriosa (Himalayan honeybee), 2411 nucleotides. RefSeq names its product glycoprotein 3-alpha-L-fucosyltransferase A (gene FucTA). The record is from RefSeq and is a predicted model, not a curated record. Gene Ontology annotation, cellular component: membrane. The coding region runs from base 221 to 1660 and encodes 479 amino acids. Lineage: Eukaryota; Metazoa; Arthropoda; Insecta; Hymenoptera; Apidae. The transcript has 8 exons. Gene Ontology annotation, molecular function: alpha-(1->3)-fucosyltransferase activity.